Endocarpon pusillum Z07020 is the source of this 1125-nucleotide messenger RNA. RefSeq lists its product as uncharacterized. The transcript has 3 exons. Lineage: Eukaryota; Fungi; Ascomycota; Eurotiomycetes; Verrucariales; Verrucariaceae. The record is from RefSeq and is a predicted model, not a curated record. Gene Ontology annotation, biological process: transmembrane transport. Bases 1 to 1125 code for a protein of 374 amino acids.
AUGGCAGCUCAGACGCAGCCGUUGCCGCCAUGGGGAAGUGCUGUAGCGGGUGCAACAGGCGCAGUGCUUGCCAAUGCAUUAGUAUAUCCCUUGGACAUUGUGAAGACGAGAAUACAGGUGCAAGCCAGAAAGAAGCCUCUCGACACCAACUCUCCUUCGACCCAUGCCGACCACUAUGAUUCAUCCCUUGAUGCCAUCAGUAAGAUUGUUGCGGAUGAAGGUAUCACGGGUUUAUAUUCUGGCAUGAACGGAGCAUUACUCGGUGUUGCAUCCACCAAUUUUGCAUACUUCUAUUGGUAUUCCGUCGUUCGAAGUCUCUAUGAGUCAUCGUUAUCAAUGCCGAAACCUCCAAGCACAGCUGUCGAGCUAUCGCUUGGGGCUGCCGCUGGAGCUGUUGCCCAGGUCUUCACGAUUCCUGUGUCUGUUAUCACAACAAGGCAGCAGACACAGUCCAAAGGUGACAAGAAAGGCUUUUUUGAUACUGGAAGAGAAGUUAUUCAUAGUGAUGAUGGGCUGACAGGAUUGUGGAGAGGACUGAAAGCCAGUCUGGUCCUGGUUGUUAAUCCUGCCAUCACUUACGGCGCAUAUCAGCGAUUACGGGAUCUACUCUUCCCUCAGAAGAUCAAUCUACGGCCGUGGGAAGCCUUCUUGCUAGGAGCUCUGUCAAAAACACUGGCAACCAUUGUUACACAACCGUUGAUCGUGGCAAAAGUCUGUCUGCAGUCAAAGCCUCCCCCAGAUCGGAAAGGCAAGCCUUUCAAGACAUUUGGUGAGGUAAUGAAGCACAUCAUCGAACAUGAAGGGCCUCUGGCUCUCUUCAAGGGAAUAGGUCCACAGAUCCUCAAAGGACUACUUGUACAGGGUAUAUUGAUGAUGAUCAAGGAGAGGAUGGAAUUGCUCUUCGUGGUUCUCUUCGCCUAUGUACGUCGGAUCCGAGACGAGAAGAUGAAGCAAGCCGCAGAUGCCAUGCGCUCUGGAGCUGCGACCGCUUCUGAUCAAAUUUCCGAUAAGACGAGAUCGAUGAAGCUGAAGGAGAAAGCUGAUGCAGUCACAUCCAAAACAUCCACAUUAGCAGAGAGCGUUUCGGAUAGAGCGAAGAACAUGUUGCCAAUCACGACGAAAUAA